UUUCCACGUGACUCCUCUGAAAGCUCGCUCAAAGUUAAAAACAGACUUUGUUUAUCUUCCUGGCCGUUUGCUGAAAUCCUAUCCGACCUGUUACCCUUUUUUUCUUCUCCGGCCGUCUUCGUUAUUUUUAUCUUUUCAGCGGCUGACGCUGAGAAGCCCUUUAGACUCUCGCCCUGACACUCAGUAGCAUUUCUCGGGUCUUUGCACAUCAUUUUCAUCUGCUUUUUUUUGUGUGUGUUGCUCCCCAGAAGCAGAGGCCGUGCAACGCCAAAAAAAAAAAAAAAGAACGAGAGAGAGUCAGAGGGACAAUUGUAUAUCUUCCCCCUUCUUGUUAUUGGUCAGAAGACUUGCAUUAAAAUAUAUAGGUGUAGGCUUGCAUUUAGUUUUUUAGUUUUUUCGGUGGAGGCUGUUGCAGCUGAAGGCAGUUCGACGGAAGAAGCGUUGCCGUGUGGAGGGGUUUUUUUUAACCGAGAGACCGAAGAGCGCCAUGGCGACCCAAGUCGAUGUUCUGUCCAGCGCUCCUCAGGCCGACGGGAUGCACUUUCUGGGUGAAAACCCGGCGGAGGCCAGCCACGCAUACAGCGACGACGAGGAGGCGCUGAACGAUGCCGAGAUCAACGGCAACUGGACGCCCCAGGAGAAGGCGCUGCACGAGGCCCGCCUCAAAGCCAAAGCCAAACGCCGCCUGCGCAAGUCUUCGUCCCGCAACUCCACCAGCGAGUCCAUCUCCGAGUCGGGAGAGCUGGCCGGAGGUGACCCGCACAGUCCGAAGGGCAAGGUCAACACCAAUGACCGCAAAUCCAGGACAGGCAAAGGGAGGGGCCUGCCCAAAAAAGGCGGGGCAGGCGGAAAAGGCGUUUGGGGGGCAGCCGGGAUGGUUUACGAAGACGAGGAGCCGGAUAUACGGGAUCCAAACUAUGAUGAAUCUUCCCAGGGAGACACCGUUUAUGCGACUGUUGUUCCAGAGGUGGACGAGAGGGAACUGGAGAAGAUGGUCAACCCAAUCGUACAAGAGUACUUUGAGCACGGAGACACAAAAGAGGUCCAGAUGUUACUGAAAGAGCUCAACCUCGGCCCACAUAAGUACGAGUUCUCCUCCUUGGCUGUGUCCCUGUCCCUCGAGGGGAAGGCCAGUCACAGAGAGCUGACCUCCCGCCUGCUGUCCGACCUGUCGGGCAAGAUGCUGUCGCAGGGCGACAUGGCCCGGGCUUUCGACAAGAUGCUGAAGGAGCUGCCCGACCUCAUUCUGGACACACCGGAGGCUCCGCAGAUGUUGGGCCAGUUUAUUGCCAGAGCCAUAGCGGACCACGCCCUCCCCAUGAACUUCCUGGAUUGUUACAAAGGCAAAGUGGACUGCGAGCAUGCCAGAGUGGCUCUGGACCGGGCUGCUGUCCUUCUGACCAUGAAGAGGGAGAUGGUUCGCCUGGAUAACGUGUGGGGUGUCGGUGGAGGUCUGAGACCCGUUAAGCAUCUCGUCAAAGAGAUGAACCUUCUCCUCAAAGAGUACCUUAUAUCUGGAGAUGUAUCGGAGGCAGAACACUGUCUGCGGGACCUGGAGGUCCCUCACUUCCAUCACGAGCUGGUCUACGAGGCUGUAGUGAUGGUGCUAGAGUCCAAAGGAGACACCGCCACUCACCUGAUGAUGAAACUUCUGCAGUCCUUCUGGAAAACCGGCCUCAUCACUGUGGAUCAGAUGAAUAGGGGUUUCCAGCGCGUGUACGACGAACUUCCUGAAAUCAGCCUGGAUGUGCCACAUGCGCACUCCAUCAUGGAGACCUUUGUGGAUCUCUGCUACCAGGAGUCUGUCAUCACCAAACAGCUGAGGGAUGCCUGCCCCUCCAGAGGGAGGAAGCGCUUCGUAAGCGAGGGAGACGGCGGGAUAAUUAAAACCUAAUUCAAAUGGUGGGAAGAAGGGAGAGGACGAGGAGGACGGGUGCUCACUGGUUCUUGCACCCCGGUUUCUGCCUCCGCGUGUUUCACCCGAACAGGGCAUGUUCCUCUCCCACUAACGUUGUUAUACAAACCAGCAUUUGCAUUCAGUGACAGUUAAGUGAAGAGUGCUCUGGGCCUUCAGUUCCCUUCAUCUUGUUGAUCACUGUUUUUUGACAGUUUUUGAAGAAUACUUUGUAUCAUCUGGGGUCGGUGCGACCCCCUUUUGCCUCUGUCUUUGUACAGAAUGAUUACAGUUAAAGCUGUGGAAAAACAGGCGGGCAGGGCAGGUUUUGUUGGAUAUGAAUGUUUUUUUUGUCUUUUUUUUGGUCACUUUGUUUGACCCUUUUCCAUGUCCUUAUUUUCAUACGGUGCACUAUGAAUGAAAAAAACACUUAAAGGACAGCUUACUGUACAGUCAGAGAGCACUUGGUAAUUUUGGCUCAACAGAAAAGAUUUAAACUUCUGCCACAUUUUUUUCAGAAUAAUUUCAAAGAUAUAAUUAUUUCUGUGCCCUUCUUAAAAUGGUUCUGUUGACAUGUUAUGUUGACGCGUCAUUUCCUUUUCUUUACUGUUUUGCAUUUUGGCCCCAAAGACAAAGCAUUUACUUUGUGAAGCAGCAUUCAAAGCAAAAGUGUUCAGACUCCAGAUACUUAAUUUGAAACCUGCCCUAAGUCAGAGGUGAUGUCUGAGAAUAAAAACAUUUGGGAUUUUGACUGUAAAAUGACACUUUAGUAAUAAAAUUGUGAGCAAUUUGCUUUGACUCUGCUUGUAAUUAGCUAAUGUGUCUGGAGCCACACUGUCAGCAGAUUAUAAUGAACAGCAAUGUUCAAAUGCAAAAGCCCGACAUCAAGAAAUUCUAUCCAAAUGAAGUUGGAGAUAACUCAAUGCCCGAGGGGAUCAGGUCAUCAAACUGAUUGCAACAGUUUAAUACCGCGGAAAGCAGUUAGUCAAUGAGCCUUUUCUACCCCUGUAACAGUUUUACAUGUUGUCCAAAGUUCUGAUGAAUAUUUCAUUCAAAGAAAAUUAAAAAAAUAUUGCAUUCAAUAAAAAGCAAAACUGAACUGUC
Molecule: messenger RNA, 2998 nt
Organism: Menidia menidia (Atlantic silverside)
Lineage: Eukaryota; Metazoa; Chordata; Actinopteri; Atheriniformes; Atherinopsidae
Source: the annotation of a GenBank genome assembly